GAUAAAGCAAGAACAUGUCAGAGCUAAAAUGUUGAACAGGGAGAUGGAGAAUCAAAGAUGACUAAUAAGCUGACACAACCCAUUUGAUAAAGAAACAGUAGUUAAUCACCUCCACCUCCUGCCGGCAAGUUCUCCGCCGCCACCGCCGCGUUCAAUUCCUGCCCUAGUGGUCCACAUAAAACAACACCUAUAAUCACCUAUUGCAUAGUACUUGUAAGUGUAUGAAUUCAUGUCCAUAUAUAAAUUCUCUCCUUAUGAAAAAAAGCCAAAAAUUAUUUGUCGGUAUAUAUUGAGAAAUUCUUGUCUGUUCAGAGUUUGUUGAACUGAAAAUUAUGGCUUCUUUCCUUUAUUUGUUGAGACGAGAUUGAACAUAACGUACAGAAACACCUUACCUCCUCGGUCCCAUCUCAGUAUUCUCUUCACUUUAACUGAACAUUCGUAUGUAGACACGCACGCCUCGACCCCACCCCUACUCACUGCUUCCUCUAUUUUCUACUUCUCUAUAAGCUAAUAAAGAUAAAAACACUAGUAAAACUUUGCCUAGACUUUGUCUUCGUGCAAACUCCGUGCACUUCUUCAAGGCUUUCUCUGUAUUUUCCGCAGGCAGCUGGUGGUAGUUGCUAUUAAUUUCCUUUUUGUAUCUGUCUUUAACUCUUUUUGCCUCAUUUACAAAAGUGUAAAAAUCUAUUAGUAAGAUUCACAUUUCUUCAAUUUUAGUUACUUAUAUUUGAGGAGAUGCUCCUAAAUGAAGCAUUGACCGUAAAAACGUUGACAAGAAGUUUGAGUAUUUAAUUUCAAGCAUAUCUCUACGGUUGAAAGCGGUUGGGAGGUUUGACUUGCAUGCAGUUAAAUCUUUCAGUCCGAAAAAAGAAGAAAAUCUGACUGUGUGAUCUGUUGAGAUUGGAACUGAAGAAGAAAGAAGACAAUUUUCAGUAUAAAAGGCCCUUGAAAUUAGUUUCUUUUUUCCAUCACAACUGAAAAAGGAGAGAAGCAGAAAAGUGGAAAAGGAAAAGUGACAUGGAGCAAGGUGGAAGAUCGUCAGGAGAGAGCGAUCGAAAUCAGCAGCAAAGGAGAAUGAAGAUGCCUGAAAACAACUCAUCACAACCACAGCCGCCACCGCAGAAAUGCCCUCGUUGUGAUUCAAACAACACCAAGUUUUGCUACUACAAUAACUACAGUUUGACUCAGCCGAGGUACUUUUGCAAGACCUGUAGGAGGUACUGGACUCAAGGUGGAACCUUGAGGAAUGUCCCCGUAGGCGGUGGCUGCCGUAAAGGUAAACGCACGAUGAAGGGCGGUAGCGUUGGUGUUAGUUGUGGUUCAUCUUCAUCAGCUAGUGAAAGUUCAUCAAGAUCUUAUCAACAACAAUCGCAACAAAUACCGAAUUUGUCAGCAGCAGCAGCAGCUGUUUUUUUCUCAGGUAACAACAAUUCGAGAUCUCAACCGCCGCCACUCCCAUCGCUGAGUUCUUUGUAUACCGGUGGCGUUGGUGGUGGUGGUGGGUUUUUAUCUACUUUAGCCUCCAUGCAAUCAAUGACUCAAUUAUCACAAGGUGUCAAUAAUGAUCACUCUCAGUUAGGGGUAAUUUCAGCCAGCAAUAGUAGUCAAUUUGGUAAUUUCAAUAUUCCAAGUAGUAUUCCUCCUAAGGUUCAAAUUAACCAACAAAUGGAAAGUGGAAUUUACCAAAUGGUCGUCAAUAGAGAAAAGCCCAUGGAAUCAUCUUUUUACCCAUCUGAUCAAAUUUCACAGUUUCAACCAACAAGGCCUUUGGGUUCUUGGACACAAAGGUUCAUCAACAACAACAAUAACAAUAAUAUUUGGCCGAACGCCUCCGCUAGCAGUAGCAGCAGCGGAGGUGCUAACAGUAGCACCACCGCUGCUGGUGCAUCUCUCAACCCGAAUCAAUGGCCUGAUCUUCCGGGGUUCGGACCAUCACCAUGAGAUUUUAGGGUUUCUUGCCUUCAAACAUACUGAAUUAGUGUUUCGUCCAUGAGAUUAUUCCUGAACUUUGCUCUUUCUUGAUGACAUCGAAAUGAAUGGAUGAAGUUUUUCAACGGUAAGGCAUUCAAUUUCUGCGUUUUUUUUUUAUUUCUUGUAAAACGCAGAAAAUAAAAUACAAUAGAGACAUGAAGGGAAAAAAAGGGUUAGCUAGCUAAAAUUGUUGUAUGAUGUAUUUACCUUCUUAUAGAGAAUUUCUGGAUUGGGUUAGGUUUGUAUCUUUGAAACUUUUGAUCUCAAAAGUUAAAUGUGUUUGUAUGUUAUAACCUUA
Molecule: messenger RNA, 2269 nt
Organism: Capsicum annuum
Lineage: Eukaryota; Viridiplantae; Streptophyta; Magnoliopsida; Solanales; Solanaceae
Product: dof zinc finger protein DOF1.1
Exons: 1
Coding region: 1018-1941 (307 amino acids)
Biological process (GO): regulation of DNA-templated transcription
Molecular function (GO): DNA-binding transcription factor activity; DNA binding
Source: RefSeq, a predicted model, not a curated record